This is a messenger RNA of Diplodia corticola, 1095 nucleotides long. RefSeq names its product s-adenosylmethionine-dependent methyltransferase-like protein. The coding region runs from base 1 to 1095 and encodes 364 amino acids. The transcript is spliced from 3 exons. NCBI's taxonomy places the organism in Eukaryota, Fungi, Ascomycota, Dothideomycetes, Botryosphaeriales, Botryosphaeriaceae. The record is from RefSeq and is a predicted model, not a curated record. Gene Ontology annotation, molecular function: protein-L-histidine N-tele-methyltransferase activity. Gene Ontology annotation, biological process: peptidyl-histidine methylation, to form tele-methylhistidine.
AUGGCCCAACCUUUCAGUUUUGGCUUUUCGGGCGAUGAUAUAGAGAUCGACGCCGACCGAGACCAGGGUCCUCCCGCCGUCGCUCCCGCUGCUGCAUCGACUGCCACGCAGCCCGAGCCUGCCCAUGUUCCCGCCCAGGUCCACAAUGUUGCCGAACUGCUCCAAACCCUACCGGAUAAGAUAUCAUACGCAACGCAAGAGAUCGAAUCACCCAGCGGCAAAAUUCUCGCCCUCCCCCGGCGCGAGCUCUUCGAUGUCCGUGUGCAGCUCAUGGCCGAAGACGACGGCUCCAACUCGGAGCCCGUGACUGGCCUAGACGAAGCCGACAUCCGCACCAACGUCUACGAAGGCGGCUUCAAGACCUGGGAAUGCUCCAUCGAUCUCGCAAAACUCCUUCUCGACCGCGGUCCGCGCAAAGACAUCGACGACCUCUGCCGCGUCGACCACGUCGUCGAGCUGGGCUGCGGCACCGCCAUCCCCACCCUCGUCCUCUUCCACCACGCCCUCACCCAAUCCCUGCCCCUCUACUUCACCCUCGCCGACUACAACCUCCCCGUCCUCCGCCUCGUCACCCUCCCCAACCUCAUCCUCACCUGGGCCUCCACCCUCCCCGCCGACUCCCCCCUCUUCACCCCCGACACCCCCAACCCCUUCCACCCCGACCACCCCACCACCGACCACGGCGACCUCUACCUCACCCCGGCCCUCGUCGCCGCCUUCCAGUCCGCCCUCGCCGACUGCCCCCUCACCCUCACCCUCGUCUCCGGCUCCUGGGCGCCCCCCGCCGCCUUCCUCGACCUCGUCCCCUCCUCCGAGCACAUGAACACCUUCGUCCUCGCGUCCGAGACCAUCUACAGCCCCGCCGCGCUGUGCGCCUUCGCCGACGCCUGCGUCGCCCUGCUGCGCCGCGUGCGCCUGGGCAAGGCCCUGGUCGCCGCCAAGCGCGUCUAUUUCGGCGUCGGCGGCGGCGUCGACGCCUUCAAGGAGGAGGCCGCCGCGAGGGGCGCCGUCGUGGCCGAGGUCGAGAAUAGUGGCGUCGAUAUGGGGGAGGGGGCGGGCGUGAGGAGGUGUUUGUUGGAGGUGCAGAUGAUGUGA